AUGCUCUUAGCCUGGCGGGCCCCCCUCCGGGGCGUCCAGCGCGGCCCCCCUGGCUCGCGUCGCUCGGUCCCCGCCCCCCGGUCCCCAGCUGGCGCAAUCUUCGGGCUGCUCCCUGCGCCCCUCCGAGGCCGCCGCGCUCCUGUGGUGCGACGGCCGGCCCCCGCGCGGCAGGGCCUCCGCUCCUGCGGCGCUGCAGCGGCGCCCCCUCCGCCUCUUUCCCCACCGCCCCCCUCCCCCCCGCCCCCCCCGCACGUCCCCGGUCCGCCGGUCCCCGACCCUCCCCCUCCCCCCUCCCCCGCCCCCCCGCCUCCCCCUCCGCCCCCUCCCCCCCCGCCGCCUGCCAUGCCCCGCCCCCCCCGCGCCCCCCCGCCCCCCCCGCCGCUCCCGCCCACUCCCCGGCCCGCCCCCGGGCGCCGCCCCCCCGGCCGCCCUACACCCCCUUACCACCGGCUCGGGCCCGCGCGGCGCGCUCCCGCGCGCGCGCCGCCGCCCCCCCCCCCCGUCCCCCGCCGCCCCCCCCCUGGCGCGCGCCCCCCCCCGCCUCCCCCCGCUACGCCGCCCCCCCGCCGCCUGCGUCCCGCCCCCCCCCCUCGCAGUUCCCGCGGCGGGCCGGGCGCUGCCCGCCCGGCCGCUCCCCCGCGUGCCCGGCCCCCCCGCACCCCCCCGCCCCCCCCCCCGCCCGCCGCCGCGCCCCCCGGCCGCUCGCCCCGCCCCCCCCCCGCCGCCCCUCCGCGCGCCCCCCCCCCCCCCCGCGCCCCCGCCCCCCCCCCACCCCCCCCGCCCCCCGCGCCGCCCCCACCCCCGCGCGCCCCUCCCCCUCGCGCCCCGCCCCCGGACCGCCGCCCCCCCCCCCCGCCGUCGGCCCCCCCCCCCCCGCCGCCCCCCCCCCCCCGCCCCCCUCCCCCCCCCGUCCCAGCCCCGCCCCCCCGCCCCGCGCCGCUGCCCCCCGCCCCCCCGCUCCGCCCCCCCCCCCCGCCGCUCCCCCCCCCCCGCCGCUCCCCCUCCCCCCCCCCCCCCCUGGGGCGCGCCACCCCCCGUCCGGCGCCCCCCCGCCGCCCCGCCGCCCCGCCCCCCCGCCGCCCCCCGCCGCCACCCCGCCCCCCCGCCCCCCGUCCCCCCCCCCCGCCCACCUCCCGCCCCCCCCCCCCGCCCCCGCCCCCCCCCGGCCGCCCUCGCCGCGCCGCGCCGCCUCCCCGCCCGCCCCCCGGCCCCCCCCCGCCGCCCCCCCCCCCCCGCCCGCCGCGCCCCGCCCCCGCCCGGCCCCCGCCCCCCCCCCCCCCCCGCGCCGCCCGCCGCCCCUCCCCUACCCCCGCCCCCCCGCCCGCCCCGCCCCCUCGGCGCCCGGCCUGCCCCCGCCCGCCGCGCCCGCCCGCGCGCCCGCCCGCCCCGCCCCCCGCCCCCCCCCCCCCCCCCCGCCUCCCCGCGCGCCCCCCCCCCCCCCCCCCCCCCCACCCCCCCCCGCGCCCCCGCGGCCCGCCGCCCCCCGCCCCGCCCCCCGCCCCGCCCUCGCCCCCGCCCCCCCCCCCCGCGCCCCCCCCCCCCCCCCCCCCCCCCCCCCCGCCCCCCGCCCCCCCCCCCCCCCCGCCCCCCCCCCCCCCCCCCCCGCCCCGGCCCGGCCCCCCGCCCCCCCCGCCGCCCCCCCCCGCCCCCCGCCGCCGGCCCGGCCCCCCCCCGCCGGCCCCCCCUGCCGCCACCCCCGGGCGCCCCCCCCCGCCCCCCGCUCGCCCCGCGCCCCCCCCCCGCCCCCCCCCGCCGCCCGCCCCCCCGGCCCCCGUCCCCCCCCCGCUCCCCCCCACCCCCCCCGCCCGCCCCCCCCGCCCGCCCCCGCCCCCCCUCCCCCCCCCCCCCCGCGCCCCCCGCCCCCCCCCGCCGCCGCGCGCGCCCCGCCGCCGCGGGCCCUCGCCCGGCCCGCGCCACGCAGCGCCCCCCCCCCCCCUGCCUCCCGCGCCGCGCCUCCCCCGCCCGCCCCCGCCGCGUGCCCGCCGCCGCGGCCGCCCCGCCCGCCCCCGUCGCCCCCCCCCCCGCCCCCCCGCCGCCGCCCCGCCGUUGCACGUGUCUGGCGCGCCCCGGGCAUGCGUUACCGCGGGGCUCGGCCGCGGGCCGCCGCCCCGCCGCGCAGCUCCCGCCCCCCGCCUGUCACAGCGCCCGGUCCGGCUCGCCGGGCGCGCCUGCCCGGGGCGCUCCCGCUGUUCCCGGUUCGCUUUCGAGUGCCCAACCCUUCUCUCCAGGCCGGGCGGGGGAUUCUCAUUCUCGCGCGCGUGGCAGGCGGGGCCACCCGCGGACCGGCCCCGGGGUGUGGCCGCCGGCCGCUCGCGGCGGCCGGCCGGGCGCCGGGGAGGACACGGGCCCCCCGCGCCUGGGCGCCCCUCCCUCCGCGGUGGCGCGGCGCGGCGCUGGCGGGGGGGGGGGUCCCCCCGGGCCCGCGCGGUCGGGCCGGAGCUCCGCGCCUUCCGCGCCUUCCUGUGCCCCACCCCCCCUCCCCUCACCUUCCCUCCCCCCCCCGCCCCCUGUCCGCCUCGGCCCCUCUCCCCCACCCCCCCUGCUGGGCGCGGCGACCCGGGCCGGGCCGCCAGUCGCACGGGUCCGGCGAAGGGGGUGCCGGCGCGGGGACCGGCCCCGCCCGCGCGCCUGGGGCCCGGCCGCCGCCCGGCCCCUAGCCGUCUCCGGUCGUGCUCGGGCUCGCCCCCCCCUCCCCCCCCCCUCCCCAGGCCGCCACCCCUUGCGUUGCCCCCCCCUCCAUCAGCCGCGGAGACACCCCGCCGGCCGCCGUCCGCGCCUCCGCCCGGUGGCGGCUACGUGCGUCUCGGCCACGGCCCUUCGCCCCCCGCCUGGCCGGGGGCGCGCCCGCAGACGGCUCGACAGCCCCCCCGUUGCGCGGCCGUGCGUCGCGAGGCGACGAGCCGGCCCCCAGUGACCGGCCGCGCGCCUCCGCGCUGCCCCGACACCCCCGGAGCCCCCCGCCCUACUGCCCCCCCCCCUGGGGGUGGGGUGGUCCCCCCUCGGGCCCUUGCGGCGCCGCACGUCCCGGCGGUGUCGCCGACGCCGGGCCCCGCUUCCGCUCCCGGCCCCUCUUGCCCCGUCCGGUGCCCGGCCGGCGGCGCCCGCGGCGCCCCCCGGGGCCCCGCCGCGCCGGCGGGUACGCCCUCCCCGCCUCCGCGUGGCGGGGCUCCCGGUUGCGCGCUGGCGCGCACGCCGGCGCGUCCCACGUCCCCGUGCGAUUCCUCGCGCCCGCCGUUGCUCUCCCUGCGGCCUCCUGAGCCCCCCCCCCCGCGCCCGGCGGCGCGCCCCACCCCCGGCAGUACCGCUCUUUUCCCCGCGGGGCGCGUCCCGCCGACCGCGCGGCGCGCCCGUCACCCCCUCGGCCUCGCCCAUUCGCACCGGUCCCCCCUCCCCCGCGCCCGGCUUCCUCUCGUUCCCGGCGGCGGCGCCCCCGUCCUCCCCGGUCGCGGCGCGGGUGCCCCCCCUUCGCGCAUCCUUGCUCGCAGCGUGGGUGCCGCGCCUUCGGCCCCCCUCCCGCCCCCCGCUUCGCGUCGGACGCCGCGCGGCCGGGCCCGGGCUGUCGCCCGGCCUGCGUCGUGCCCUCGGCGUCCCUCGUGGGCGCGCGGUUCCUCGGGACCCGCAGCCUCGGCCCUGCCGCCGCGGGGGCGCAUCCCCCCCCCCCCGGCCCCCCGGCCGCUUGCCCGUCCCGCGGCCCCCCUCUCCGCCCCCCCCCCGUGCGUCGGUCGGGCGCCCCUGCCGACCGCCGAGAGCCUGCGGGGUCGUUGGGUGCCGCCGUGCUUCUCGCUCGACGCAGCCGGACCCGGCGCGCGGGCUAGGCGCCGCCAGCCGCGCGCCGGGCGGGUCCGCGCGCCUGUCCGCGGCGGCGUGCUCCCUCCGGCGGGCCCGGCGCUGCGGCCCAGGCGGCGGUGCGCCGGGUCCGCCGCCAGCGGCCCCGCCGCCGGGUGCGGGGCUCCCCUCCCCCCCCCCCCCCCCCAGCGCGCCCCUUCCGCUCCUUGUUGCCCCCACGCAAAUUCGCCCCCUCGCACCCUGCCGUCCGGAGCCACGCGGCGGCCCCAUGGGUCGGCGGCGUCCUCGUUGCGCUCGCGGCGCCCCCCUCCCCCUGCUCUCGGAGUUCGCCCGGCACUCACCCCCCCCCCGCGCCAUGUGGGGCGCUCGGCGGCUGCCUCCCCGCCCCCCCCCACCCCGCGCUUCGCCGCGACCCCCUCGCGGUGGCUUCGCCGGGCCCCCCCCCCCCUCCCGGCGCCGGGGCCCAGGCUGCGCGCUCCCUCCUUCGCGCUCUCCCCGCCCGGCUGCCGCAGCUGGCCGAUCCCGCGGGGCAACCGGCGUGUAGUCGCCAUCCCCCCGGCUUUGCCCGCUCCCGCCGCCUCCGCCUUCUCGGUCGCCGCCCCCCCCCGUGUCCCCGCAGAUGGCACCCCCGCGUGCCCGGUGGGCGCCCCUGUGCGCCGGUCGGCGUCGGGGGCUACCCCGGCGGCAGCACGUGAGCGGCGCUGCUGCUGGGCGCGAGUCGGCCCCCCAAGCCGGUGUUCCCGCCCGCCGGCGCGCCUGUCGCGCCGCUCUUCCUGCCGCGUCCCGCCCCUCACGCCCGGCCCGCGGCUGGCGCCGUCGCGCCUGGCUCCGCGCCCCCCCCCUGCUCCGGCUCGACAGCCGUCGCCCCGUAUCCGCCGGACGCGCUGCGCCUUGCGCAGCGGUGCGGAUCCGGGUGCCUUGGCCCCGCGGACCUCCCCGUGCCCCCCGCUGGGGCCGCGCGGCGCUCUUGGUGGCCCCGCCCCGCCUCGUUCCGGAGCCACGCCCCCCUCCCCCCCGCGGCGCCUUUGCCGCGGGCCGCGCGCUCGGCUUCAGCGGGCCGCGGCUCGCGGCGUGCGCCCGCGCCUCAGCGCUCCCGCCCCCCACCCGGCCCUCGCCUCCGAGCCUGUCUCCCUGCCUCCCGUAUGCUGCCCGCCUGCUCCGACCGCGGGCCACCGGCGGCGCUGCGGGCGCGCCGCCUGCCGCCACCGGGCGCCGCCCCCCGUUUGCGGUCCGCCUCGCCCCGGGCCCACCGCCCCGCCCGUUGGCUCCCCCUCCCCGACCCGCCCCCCUGCCCGCUCGCACCUGUCGCGCCCGCUCCCCGUGACUGGCGUCCCCCGGUCGCAGCGGCUGGGGCCGCGCGCGGACCCCCCCGCCCCCCCGGCUCGGCGGCACGCGGAGCUCGGGGGCCGCCCCCCCCCCGCGGCCUGGCGCGCCCCCGCCUCCCCCCCCGCCCCCCCUCCCGCCGCGCCCCCCUUGCACGCCCCUGGCCCAGGGGCUGACCGGGCGGCCCGCCCUCCUCCGCCGCCGCGCGCCGGGCGCGGAUUACUCUACGCGGGCGCCCCUGACCGCCCCGUGCGUACCCGCCCGCUCCUGGUGCCCCACCUCGUCCCUCCCGGGCCGCCCCAGCUCGGCCCCGGCCGGACCGACGGCACCCCGGCGCCCUUCCUCCCCCCCCCGCUGCGGCUCGCUUCCUCUCGCCCCCCUCCCGCCUCCUUCUCGUCGCGGCCGCGGCGGGUUCCCCGCCGCCGCGCCCCAUCUCCGCACCACGCGGCCCCCAUCCCCGGCGCUCUCCGCCUAUGCCCCCGCCCCGCGGCCGCUGUCGGCGGCGGCCAGGCCCCUGCGGUCUCCUGUCACGGCCGAUCCCCCCCCCCCCGCUCGCGGUCGCCGCGCCCGCGGCUGUUCAGGCCCGUCCCGGCCGGCGCUCGCACGUCAGCCGGACUCUACGCGCGCCCAGGCCUCCCACGGCGGUUCGCGGGCCCCCACCGGCGCCCCCCCGCCCCGGCCGCCGCGGCUGCGGUGCGGCGGCACCGCGCGCGCGCAGUCGCGCCGGUUUCCCGGGCGUCCUUGCCCUCCGGCCCCCUGGGGCUCAGCCCGGCGCCUGCCGCCGGCCGGCGGCUCUAG
This is a messenger RNA of Indicator indicator, 5907 nucleotides long. RefSeq names its product proline-rich protein 36-like. The record is from RefSeq and is a predicted model, not a curated record. NCBI's taxonomy places the organism in Eukaryota, Metazoa, Chordata, Aves, Piciformes, Indicatoridae.